AUGAACCGCAGCGCCGUGUCGGAGUUCGUCCUCCUGGGCCUGCGGGCCCGGCCGGCGACGCGGCCCCUCCUGUUCGCCGCCCUCCUGGGCGUCUACCUGGUAGCCGUGCUGGGCAACGGCCUGAUCGUGGCGGCGGUGGGCGUCAGCGCGGCCCUGCACACGCCCACGUACGUCCUGCUGCUGGCCCUGGCCGUGGCGGACGUGGCGCGCGCCUCCGCCGUGGUCCCCAAGACGCUGGCCGCCACGCUGGGGCCGCGGACGACCAUCUCCUACGGCGGCUGCGUGGCCCAGCUCUUCUUCUUCACCUGGUCCCUGGGGGCCGAGAUGGUCCUCUUCACCGCCAUGGCCUUCGACCGCUACGUGGCCAUCCGCUUCCCCCUCCGCUACGCCGCCAUCAUGAGCCGGCGGACGUGCUCCUUCCUCCUGGCCGCCGUCUUCCUCGUCGCCGUCGCCAACGCCUGGGUGCACACGGGCCUCGUCCUCCGGCUGAGCUUCUGCGGGCCGGACGCCGUGGACCACUUCUUCUGCGAGAUCCCCGCCGUGCUGGCCCUCUCCUGCAGCCCCGUCCGGGCCAACGAGGUGAUGGUGUUCGUGGCCGACGUCGCCCUGGCCAUGGGGGACUUCCUCCUGACCUGCCUCUCCUACGGCUUCGUCGCGGCCGCCGUCCUGCGCAUCCGCUCGGCCGAGGGCAAGAGGAAGGCCUUCUCCACCUGCUCUUCCCACCUCUGCGUGGUGGCCCUCUACUACUCCCCGGUCAUCUACACCUACAUCCGGCCCGCCUCCUCCUACUCCUUCGACAGGGACAAGGUGGUGGCCGCCCUGUACACGCUGGUCACCCCCACCCUGAACCCCAUCGUCUACAGCCUCCGCAACAGGGAGAUCCAGGCCGGCAUCCGGAAGGUCUUCUCCGCCCUGAAGCUCCCACGGAGCUCGGCCGAACUUUUCCGGCGGCUGCCGUGUCCUUUUUCCGUUCCCCCGUUCUCCGUCGAGCUGGUAGGCCCCGGAGACCUCGUUAGGAAGUCCGCCCCCGGGGAGGACGAGGCUGCCAACUGCCUGAUCGCCUCCCGGGCGUCUAAUUAA
Molecule: messenger RNA, 1080 nt
Organism: Tachyglossus aculeatus (Australian echidna)
Lineage: Eukaryota; Metazoa; Chordata; Mammalia; Monotremata; Tachyglossidae
Product: olfactory receptor 13G1-like
Exons: 2
Coding region: 1-1080 (359 amino acids)
Biological process (GO): G protein-coupled receptor signaling pathway
Cellular component (GO): membrane
Molecular function (GO): olfactory receptor activity; G protein-coupled receptor activity
Source: RefSeq, a predicted model, not a curated record